AUGGAGCCCGGGAAGUCGGCGCUUCCCAGGGAAGACAAGAAACACAAGGAAAAGAAGCUACAUAAGGACUUGGAAACGGAUGCCCCGGAGUCCAAGGAGCAGACCGGGGACCCAGACCGGGAUGCCAAGCGCAGGGAGAGGGUGGCAGGCAGAGACCGCCAUGGCUCCAGGGAGCACCCUCGUGGAGACAGAGACAAAGAGAAGCCACGGGAGAAGAGAAAGGACGCCAGGGACCUGGACAGAGAGAAGCUGAGGGACAAGGCCCGAGAGCAUGACACAGAGAAGCACCAGAGCCGAGGCAAAGAGCGGGAGCGUGAAGGGGAGCACCGGGUGCGGAGGGAGGAGCCCAAGCCCGCGGCCAGGCACCACAACUGGCCUGAGCACAGGAUGCGGUCAGUAAGUAAAGUAAGAACUGAAGAGAACGAGAGGAGAGAUGAGAACUCUGAAAGAGGAGAUGAAGAGAGAGAAAGAAGAUACCGAGAAAGGAAGUUGCAGUAUGGUGACAGCAAGGACAACCCCCUUAAUUACUGGCUUUAUAAAGAGGAGGGUGAAAGAAGACACAGGAGGCACAAAGAGGCUGAUCGAGGAAAGAGGCAUCCUGAGAAAAGCAGCACCAGGGAGAAGAGAGAGAAGUACUCCAAAGAAAAAAGCAGCCCGCUCUCCAAAAAUGAAGGGGAAAGAAGACACAAAGAGAAAGGACAUAAGGAAGGCUUUUCCUUGGAGGACGAGAGGCACCGAGGCAGCAUGGACAGGAAAGAGCGGCCAUCGAAAGAGGAGCAGAGGAAAAGGGAGCUCAAGAAUGUUGAACACAGAAACCAGGGUGGCAGUUCAAAGAGAGAUGGGACUGGCGGCCAGCAUGCAGAGGAUGUAGUGAGGAACAGUGGGAAAGAUAAAGACUCGAGAAGGAAGGAAAUUGAAAAGGAAGACAUUGACUUAGAAAAUGUUGACUACAUGGCCAAUUUUGAAGAUGAUUUUGAAGACUAUGAAGAUGACUUUGAGGUUUGUGAUGAUGAUAGCACGAAUGAGCCAGAACCAAAUGAGAAAAUAGAAGAACUUCCUCCAGCCAGAAAAAAGGAGAUACAAGAAAUUCAGAACGCCAUCAACGCAGAAAAUGAGCGGGUUGGCGAGCUGUCGUCGAAGCUGUUUCAGAAGCAAGGCCGAUCGGAGCGUGAGAGGGAGCCCGGGGCCGACGCAAACAGUUCACCUUCCAGAGCCCCUGUUUGUGGAAUUUUUGUGGAUUUUGCAACCGCCUCACAACGCCUAAAGAGUCGGACUCAGGCCCUUAAGCAAAAGACUCGCAGCACAAAGUUGCUUCGGCUCAUUGACCUGGACUUUUCAUUCACAUUCUCUUUCUUGGAUCUACCGCCAGUAAAUGAAUAUGACAUGUACAUCAGAAACUUUGGGAGGAAAAACACCAAACAGGCGUACGUGCAGUGCAAUGAGGGGAACGUGGAGCGAGAUGUCCAGACAGAGGAGAUGGAGACCAGGGAGGCCUGGACCCAGCACCCGGGGGAGGGCGCGGCCGUGGCGGGCGGGAGUGAGAGCAGAGAGCCAUCGGACGCAGUGGCUGUGCCCAAGGUGGACACGCUGAGACUGUCCAGCUUCCUCCGGGCGGCCUGCCAGGUGGUGGCCGUUUUGCUGGAAGAGGACCGCGUGGCAGCCGCCCCCAGCCGGGACCCCGGGGUCCAGGACAGCACCCUGCCCCUCAGUGACAGUGCCUGGCAGCUCAACACCAGCCUGCCCUUCCUGCAGUAUCGGAAAGUGUCCAGCUUGCACACCUCUCCAGCGCGGAGGCAGGUGGUGGUGUCCGUUCACGGGCUUCCCGGCCAGGCCUGCGCGCCCCCACUGGACCGAAGGCACCUGCUCUGCGUGUGGGACAUCUGGCAGCCCUCCGGGCCGCAGAAGGUCCUGGUGUGUGAGUCGCAGGUCACCUGUUGCUGCCUGAGCCCCUUCAAGGCCUUCCUGCUGUUUGCUGGAACCGUGCACGGCUCGGUCAUCGUGUGGGACCUGAGAGAAGACUCUCGGAUGCAUCGCUACGUGAAGCUGAGUGACUGCUUUUGGACAUUCAGGACAGCAACGUUUUCCACUGAUGGCGUCCUCACCGCUGUGAAUCACCGCAGCCCUCUGCGAGCCAUCGAGCCUGUCUCGGCGUCUGGCCACAAGAAACAGAGUUUUGUCCUCUCGCCCUUUUCUGCUCAGGAAGAAAUGUCUGGUUUGUCGUUCCACAUCGCUUCCUUGGACGAGAGUGGGGUUCUCAACGUGUGGGUGGUGGUUGAAUUACCCAAGGCAGAUCUUGCAGGCUCAAUAAGUGACUUAGGGCUAAUCCCUGGAGGGAGGAUAAAGCUGGUGCACAGCUCCAUGACGCAGCUGAGCGACAGCCUCACCCACAGGGGCGACGCCCGCUGGGCAGCCGCGCAGACACUCAACGUCAAGUUCUUGCCUUCGGAUCCUAAUCACUUCAUUGUGGGCACCAGCAUGGGCUUUGUGGGCCACGGCUGCAGGCAGCAGCUGAGGGUGUUUCCCAAAAGCUUCAAACCCCAGCAGCUCGGCGCGCGGCCCGUGCCGGUGACCGUGGUGGACUUCUCGCCCUUUGGGGAGCCGGCGUUCCUGGCUGGCUGCUGCGACGGGAGCAUCAGGCUCCACCAGCUGGCGUCGGAGCGGCCGGUGAUGCAGUGGGGCCUCGGCACCGAGGGCCGUGCCAUCACCAGCCUGCAGUGGUCCCCGACCCGGCCGGCCGUGUUUUUCGUCCAGGACGACGCUUCCUGCAUCUACAUCUGGGACCUCCUGAAAAGCGACCUGGGGCCCGUAGCCAAGCAGCCCAUCUCUCCAGACAGGCUGGUGGCCAUGGCGGUUGUGGGCGAGCCAGACAGGACCAGCGGCGGCUUCCUGGCCCUGGUGCUGGCCAGAGCCUCUGGCCACAUGGAUGUCCAGUUCUUGAAGAGGAAGUGGGUGGCCCCCAUGGAGGACGAGCAGAGGAGACUGCAGCUGCUUCUGCAGAAAGCGCUGUAG
This is a messenger RNA of Pipistrellus nathusii (Nathusius's pipistrelle), 3009 nucleotides long. The record is from the annotation of a GenBank genome assembly. Lineage: Eukaryota; Metazoa; Chordata; Mammalia; Chiroptera; Vespertilionidae.